AUGGCAUCAACAUUCGAGAAGUCUGUGAAAGGAGCAACCAAGAUCAAGCUCGCAGCGCCAAAAGCAAAGUAUGUCGAGCAUAUAUUGAUCGCGACGCAUUCUGGAGAGGCGGCAAUGGCGGAGGUGUUUAGGGCUUUGAGCACGAGGUUGAGGGAUGGGACGUGGACGGUUGUUUUCAAAGCGUUGAUCGUUACCCAUAUGCUCGUCCGCGAAGGCGCCCGCGAUGCAACCCUAACCUACCUUUCCAACUCUCCCCGCAUCCUCACGAUCAGCACCAUCACUGCCGUCAAUGAGCAAGGUCAGAAUAUUCAAGCAUACGCGAAGUACCUGAGGGAGCGCGUGGUGGUGUAUGCGGAUGUGAAGGUGGAUUACGUGAGGCAGAAGUAUGAUAAAGCUGGGGCGGGGAAGUUGAGGACGUUGAGUGUAGACAAGGGGUUGUUGAGGCAUGUUGAAGGGGUGCAGAAGCAGAUUGGGUGUUUGUUGAAGUGCAGGUUCUUUCAUGGGGAUGUCGAUAAUGAGAUCUCACUCACCGCGUUCCGGCUUCUUGUUGCCGAUCUGCUCGCCCUUUUCCAGGCGAUCAACGAAGGAGUGAUCAACGUUUUAGAACACUAUUUCGAGAUGUCCCGUUACGACGCCGAACGUGCACUCGAGAUCUACAAAGUCUUCGUGGACCAGACAGAGGGUGUGGUGGAGUACCUGAGUAUCGCACGGAGUUUGGAAGGAAGCACGAGGUUGCAAAUCCCGAAUAUCAAACAUGCUCCAACGUCGCUGUUGGCAUCACUUCAGGAUUACUUGAAAGAUCCUAACUUUGAACAAAACCGGGCUCAGUAUCUCAUCGAUCAGGAGAAGAGGAGGACUGGGAAGUCUUCGUCGAAGGAGAAGCCUACGUUCAUGGCACCAGCGACCACCUCGCCAACGCAGGCAGCACCCAACCCUUUUAACGCCUCGACCACCACAUCACAGCCCGCGCAGAAGGGUGCUUUCGAUAUGGUCGACUUUUUUGCGUCGAUUGAGAGCGAGCAGCAGACGAUGUUCCCGAACCAAACUGGCGCAGCACCACCUCUCAGCAACCAGCUUGCAUACGCUCCGCCGCAGCAACCUCAUCUGACUGGAUUUGACUAUCAGACAGCCGGAGGCUAUGCACAGCCGCAGCAGAUCGGCGUACAGGCAACUGGAUACCAACCACAAUCGCCCGUUCAGCAACAGUCGUACAACCCGUACCAACAACAGCAGCAACCACCGCUCCAGCCUCAACAGGUUGGUGUGCAACCGACGGGAUACAACCCCUACACCCAGCCUCAGAGUCCUCCGUCGAACGGACACGGUCUGGGUACGAUACCGCAGAGUAACCCCUUCGGCGCGGUUACGCAGUCCCCUCCACCAGCGCAACCCCAGUUUCAGGCCCCUCAGCAGCAAUUUAGUCCUGUGCAACCACAGAUGACGGGAAAUUUGAAUCCGUUUAGGCAAUCUACGAUGCCGCCUGCGCAGCCGAGUUUUCAUCAGCAGUUCGCGAGUGAGCCUGGACCCGUAGUUAUGGCGCCACAGGCAACUGGUCACACACGGACGAGCACGAACCCGUUCUCGGUACCACAGCGGUCGAGUACGCUCCCACCGCAGAGCACAACCAGUCCUGUUCAGCCUCCCCGGACGUUUAGUCCGCCGAUGCUGUCGAGCGCGACCCUACAGCCGCAGAUGACGGGGUCGAGUAACCCGUUCAGGCAGAGUAUGGCACCGCAGAUGACUGGGAGUCCGGCCCCGUUGCAAGCGCAGGCCACGGGCAGUACGAAUCCGUUUAGGCAAUUGACUGUGGGUAUGGGGAUGCAGGGAGCGUAUGGGCAGGGACAGCAGAUGCAGCCGUUGAGGCCGCAGGCUACGGCAGGUGGGUUGGAGAAUUUGGAGACGAUUCCAGUGUUUCCUAGGCAAUACUAG
Saitoella complicata NRRL Y-17804 is the source of this 1929-nucleotide messenger RNA. Its product is annotated as ANTH-domain-containing protein. The transcript has 7 exons. Gene Ontology annotation, biological process: clathrin coat assembly; vesicle budding from membrane; clathrin-dependent endocytosis. Gene Ontology annotation, cellular component: clathrin-coated pit; clathrin-coated vesicle. Bases 1 to 1929 code for a protein of 642 amino acids. The record is from RefSeq and is a predicted model, not a curated record. NCBI's taxonomy places the organism in Eukaryota, Fungi, Ascomycota, Saitoellomycetes, Saitoellales, Saitoellaceae. Gene Ontology annotation, molecular function: SNARE binding; clathrin heavy chain binding; phosphatidylinositol-4,5-bisphosphate binding.